Saccoglossus kowalevskii is the source of this 1128-nucleotide messenger RNA. Its product is annotated as acyl-coenzyme A diphosphatase NUDT19-like. The record is from RefSeq and is a predicted model, not a curated record. Gene Ontology annotation, cellular component: mitochondrion. Gene Ontology annotation, molecular function: hydrolase activity, acting on acid anhydrides, in phosphorus-containing anhydrides. Lineage: Eukaryota; Metazoa; Hemichordata; Enteropneusta; Harrimaniidae.
AUGGCGGCAGUCAAGAAACCGUGGCGGGAAGCUGCCACUGUGAUUAUUGCUGCUCGAAGUUCAGAUGUAUCAAACUAUCAACGUGUUUCAAGCAGUGAUUUUCAUUCUGAUCAGGAUGGCUUUAAAAUUCUUAUGUUGAAAAGACACUCGAAGAGCAGUUCUUUUCCUGAUGCAUAUGUAUUUCCUGGUGGUACAAUAGAUAAGAGCGAUUUCAGCGAUGAAUGGAUGGAAUUGUACGACAAUGCGGGAUUGACACCAUCUCUGAAACCUCUGCUAGAUAUCGGUGGCAAGAGACCAGAUAUAAUGUCAACCAUUAGAAGUAGCCGAGUUCCUAAUGAGAUUGCCUUCAGAAUAUGUGCAAUACGAGAGGCGUUCGAAGAAUCCGGUCUGCUUAUUGUAAAACCAUCGGGAAUCAGCAAAAAUGAACACGGCCUUGCAAAAUGGUCCAAAAUUACGCAGUGUGUGAAAAAGAUUGGUCGUAGAAAACUUUUACAAUGCCGGCAACGAGUUCACGACAAUGGCGCAGAGUUUUUUGACCUUUGCAAAGAACUGGCAUGUGUCCCAAACGUGUGGGCGCUGUGUGAAUGGAAUAUAUGGCUGACACCUGUAGGUUUACCGAAAAGAUAUGACACAAUCUUCUAUAUUUGUUGCCUUGACGACGUCCCUGUACCACAACUUCUUCCCGAUGACCAAGAGAUUGUUAAAUCUACGUGGCUUACACCAAAAGAGACAGUUAACCUAUGGCUAAGUAAAACAAUUAGACUAAUCCCACCACAGAUGUACGAAAUGCUUCGACUUGUCAACUUUCGUAAAUUCACUGGACUUCAUCAAUUCACCAAACAAAGAGAAAGGAAAGGGAUUGAAAGAUAUUUUCCUGUUAUGAUCAUAGCAUCAGAUGGCGUAAUUGAAGUAUAUCCAGGUGACAGUUUAUAUCCCAUGGUUCCAGACCCAACGAGACAUUCUAUAGUGGAAGUGGAUGGAACUAUGGAAGAAAACUUGCAUAAGUGCCGCAAUGUUAACAGAAUCCAUCCACUGGAAUCUGGGCCAUAUUGUAAUAUAGAACCGACAUAUGGACAUAUCAGACCUGUAGAUUGGAGAACAUUAAUUGAUGUCAAAGGAAAACUGUGA